AUGUAGAGAAAUAGCAGUUUACGAAGAACUCUUCGUUUACCAACACCUUUGAAAAAGUAUAAACCAAGAAUUCAUAGUGAAAGUAAGGACAAUGCCACCUUCACCUUCAGUUAUCUCCGAAGGAACUACGGUUGUUCCUCAACAUGUUAUUGUUCACCCAUUGGUCUUACUCUCUGCAGUAGACUCUUAUAUUCGUUCAGCACAAGGAACGAAACGUAGAGUUGUUGGUAUUUUGUUAGGACAAAAUAAUGGUACAGUUGUCAAUGUUGCCAACAGUUAUGCGAUUCCAUUCGAGGAAGAUGAAAAGAACUCUUCUGUAUGGUUUUUGGAUCACAAUUUCAUGGAAUCGAUGAACGAAAUGUUUAAGAAGAUUAACGCUAACGAAAAACUUAUCGGUUGGUAUCACACCGGUCCUCAAUUACGUCCAUCUGAUUUGGAAAUCAAUAAUUUACUUAAGAAGUACAUCCCCAACCCUGUGCUCGUAAUCAUUGAUGUCAAGCCCAAAUCUGUUGGAUUGCCCACCAGCGCUUACUUUGCUAUUGAUGAAAUAAAGGAUGAUGGCUCAAAGUCUAGUAGAACUUUUGUUCAUCUCCCUUCUAGCAUUGAAGCCGAAGAGGCUGAAGAAAUUGGUGUCGAGCAUCUUUUACGUGACACUAGAGACGUUUCUGUAGGUACUCUUGCUACUCGUGUCACUCAGCAAGCUCAAUCUUUGCAAGGGCUAGGCCAGCGUUUAACUGAAAUCGCUGAUUAUCUUCGAAAGGUUGUGGGCGGUCAGCUUCCACUUAACCAUGCAAUCUUAGCCGAGCUUCAGGGAGUUUUUAAUCUUUUACCCAACGUUUUCUCCGGACCCGUAUCCUCUGAACAAGUUUUGCAAACGGAAGCCCAACGUGCAUUCAAUAUUAACUCCAAUGAUCAGCUUAUGAGUAUUUAUAUUUCUAGCAUUGUCCGUGCUGUCAUUGCUCUACACGAUCUUUUGGAUUCCCUUGCGGCAAGCAAAACUGUUGAACAACAGGAGAUUAAACCACUUCUACAACAAGAAGAAUCUGCUGCUGCUCAUGCUGAGCAAAAGCUGUAAUUUCAUUCUUAGACGUUGUUCAUCUUAAAAGUUGGUGAUAAAAUUUUAUGAUUCCCGAAACGUGGUUUGACUGUCCGCCUGAUACUUUUUAAUGACUUUAGAAUAGUUUUUUUCUCAAAUUAUAUUUUGCAGCUGUACAGGUCAUGAAUAUCCUAGUCUUUUAAUGACUUGUAACCUUACAGAAUUCAACGAAAAAUAAUAAAGCAUGGUUAGAACGUGAACUAUUAUAGAUGAUCGUUACAAUAAUACAUUACUUAAAAAAGUUAAAGUAAUACUCUCCAGCUGGGCUUAUGAAAACAGUUGAUCAUAGUACUACUUUAACGGACCAAAAGAAACGAAACUAAACUUGCCAAUGAGAACGAAGCAAUUCGAAUCACGAUUGAACUGAAAAUCAGAAAUAAAAAAGCCGUAUCAUUAAAAACCAUUGGAUUCGAAAAGCUGCCAAGCUUCGUAACAGUGUGAACCAUUAGGGUCUCCUUGACAGCUAGAAAUAUCAAUUAUAGAACAUAUUAACAAAGCAUCAACCC
This is a messenger RNA of Schizosaccharomyces octosporus yFS286, 1602 nucleotides long. RefSeq names its product 19S proteasome regulatory subunit Rpn8. Gene Ontology annotation, biological process: proteasome-mediated ubiquitin-dependent protein catabolic process. The transcript is spliced from 2 exons. The coding region runs from base 92 to 1075 and encodes 327 amino acids. The record is from RefSeq and is a predicted model, not a curated record. Gene Ontology annotation, molecular function: metallopeptidase activity; protein binding. NCBI's taxonomy places the organism in Eukaryota, Fungi, Ascomycota, Schizosaccharomycetes, Schizosaccharomycetales, Schizosaccharomycetaceae. Gene Ontology annotation, cellular component: proteasome complex; proteasome regulatory particle.